This is a messenger RNA of Notolabrus celidotus (New Zealand spotty), 2574 nucleotides long. Its product is annotated as glycerophosphodiester phosphodiesterase 1-like. Lineage: Eukaryota; Metazoa; Chordata; Actinopteri; Labriformes; Labridae. The record is from RefSeq and is a predicted model, not a curated record. The coding region runs from base 335 to 1351 and encodes 338 amino acids. Gene Ontology annotation, biological process: lipid metabolic process. Gene Ontology annotation, molecular function: phosphoric diester hydrolase activity. The transcript is spliced from 6 exons.
AUCCUGAAAAAUGUAAAAGCCACAAUAUAAUCUUUCCACCUUUCCCCUUUUGUAUGUAUAAGAUAUGAAUGUGUAGGCUUGUGUACAUUUAUUUUUGAAUGUGCAAGCCAGACUUUUCUAAGUAUUUUUUAUUUAUUUUAAAAACAUUGACAUACUUAGAAAAUAGCCACCUCUCUCUCCUCCCUCAUCCUCUGCACUGUUACGAAAUCAGACAUCUGUGAGUCUGUCCCUCCACCAUGUACUGCUGACAGCGGAGCUUCAUCCAUGCCAUCUUUCUACAUUACGGUUCUCUCAUCCUCCGGUGCGGUGGUGCCACAAACAUCCUCCCAUCAUCAUGCUGCAGCUGGGAGAUGAAGGGUUGUAUUUCUCGGCAGUGUUUCUGCUGGUGAUGCUGGCGACGAGGAGUGCAGCGGGGGCCUCUCUCCUCACUGCAUUCCUCUAUGUCUUCAUGGUGAUGUUCCGGUUUCCUCCGGUACCGACGGACCAGGCCAGCCGCGUCCUCCGGCCUGGGGCUCCGUCAGGCGGCGUGCCGCUGGUAGCGCGCCGCGGGGGUUGCCACGACGCUCCGGAGAACACGCUGGCAGCCAUCAGAGAGGCCAGUAGGAACGGGGCAUCUGGAGUGGAGCUGGAUCUGAGUUUCACCGCAGAUGGAGUGCCCAUUCUGAUGCACGAUGAGACUGUGGACCGCACCACCAACGGAUCUGGACCAGUCAGCAAACUGCAUUUAGUUCAGCUGAAGAGACUUGAUGCUGCUGCUCGACACAGGCUUAAGGACAAGUUCAGCGUAGAGAGGGUCCCAACUCUGCAGGAGGCAGUGCAGGAGUGCAUCAAACACCAGCUGACCAUCUUCUUUGAUGUCAAAGGUCAACCUGAUAAGGAAUGUUUUUCCCUUUUUCAGGCAGCAUUAGUUCUUCAUGAGAUGUAUAAGAAGUUCCCGAUCCUUUACAACUCCAGCAUUGUUUCUUCCUUUGAACCCAAAGUUAUCUACAAGAUGCGUCAGACCGACUCCAACGUGGUCACAGCUCUCACCCACCGGCCCUGGAGACUGAGCCACUUUGACGACGGCACUCCUCGGAGCCUGUCUACUUGGGGUCAGUUAUGGACGGGGAUUCUGGACAUCUUGUUGGACUGGGCCCAUCAUCACAUACUGUGGAAACUGUGUGGAGUCUCUGCCAUCCUCGUACAAAAAGACUUCAUCUCACUGGACUAUGUUCAGUUCUGGGCAGAGCGAGGUGUUGAGGUCGUGGGCUGGACCAUUAACACCGCUGUGGAGAAAGACUACUACCAAAACCUGCUGAAGAUCGGCUACAUCACUGACAGCCUGCUGGAGGACUGUGAAUCUCAUUACUGAAUGACCAAACACACACUAAUACACAGCAGGCACCAGGGUGUACAUAAAGCCUUGGGGAACUUAUUUCACCCUGUAAAGGCCCCCUCUAGGGGGGCUAAACCUAGAGGACAGAAACUUUGAGAGUGGGACUGACCGGUUUGAUCAUUUUGUAAUUGGUCCACGAUCAAAUAAUUCAGAGGACUCGUCAACGCUUUAAUUUCCCCAUUCUUUACAGUUCUUAGUUCCUGGAGGGAGUACAUACAUCAAUAGGAUGGAGGAACCUUGCACUCUCCUGAAAAGUUGCUCCUGGAAUUGAACGUCCUGAAGUGUGGUGGAAACGUGGCUUUAACUUCUUGUCUUUAGGAUUACCCCAAUGCUAACCUUAACCACUGACCCAGAAGUAAUAUUUUUUCCUAAUUGGGAGCUCAGUGUUUGACCCUAAAUGGAAAAGCCAGCCCCUAUUAACUGGUCUUUAAUCUGAAAUGUGUGCCCAAAUUGUAGACUAAAUAGCAAAAUGUCACAAACGUAUGAAAAGGGUUAAGUCAUACAGAAGGGUCAAUUGUCAAAUGUUUCAAACUUGUAAAAUCUAACAUUCCAUACGGUAGUUUCUUGAUGAAAGUAUUACAAGUUUAAAAUGCUAGGAUAACAAUAGCAUGACUGAGCUACUGUGGAGGUGUCGUGUUACAUCAUUACCUGCAGCUGGCAUACAGGUAGUACAGGAAGGUUCACUUUAAAUAACAGACACAUUAAACCAUGAUGAUCCGUCUCUAUACGUUCAUGUCCUUAUCUUACUACCAGCAGCAAUACCUCCAGCUGUCCUGGAACAGGGAUUAGGAUUACACUACCUUAAAGAUAUUUUCUACCUUCUUGAGCUUUAAUGCACCUUUAAAGAGACAUUAGUGUAUAUACUUGUAAAAUUAGACUCCCUGGUAUCAUAAAAAUGCCAGUUAAUUAUGAUAUUUAUAUAAUUAUAGACUAAUAAUUGUGUAAAUAUUCUGCAGCUUGACAUGAUGAUUGUUUGGUUGUUUAAGUACUUUUUUUUUGUGAAAUUGCACAAACACACAACAAAAAUGUCUGCAAGGAAUUCAAAUUAUCAAGGUCUUUUUUCAGUAGGAGAAUUUGAUUAUCUGAUUGUACUCUAAAGGAUUUAAUUCUGAAGGGAAAGUGAAUCUGAAUGUUUUCUGUGUGUGCAGCUCAAAGCAGAGAUAAUCUCAAAUAACCUCAUAAUAAAAAAACUAAUCUUU